Messenger RNA from Tachyglossus aculeatus (Australian echidna), 3849 nucleotides. RefSeq names its product SREBF chaperone (gene SCAP). Gene Ontology annotation, biological process: SREBP signaling pathway. Gene Ontology annotation, molecular function: protein binding; sterol binding. NCBI's taxonomy places the organism in Eukaryota, Metazoa, Chordata, Mammalia, Monotremata, Tachyglossidae. Gene Ontology annotation, cellular component: endoplasmic reticulum membrane; Golgi membrane. The record is from RefSeq and is a predicted model, not a curated record.
CCGCGCGCCCCCGGCCCCCGCCAAUGGUGACCCCGCUUCAUCCCCUGUGGCGCUGCGGGAUGGCCCCGAGGUGACAUCGGCUGAGGAUGACCCUGACGGAGAGGCUGCGGGAGAAGAUAUCGCGGGCCUUCUACCGCCACGGGCUGCUCUGCGCCUCCUACCCCAUCCCCAUCAUCGUCUUCACCGCCCUGUGCAUCGUGGCCUGCUGCUCCCCGCUCCUGAAGUUGCCCCUGCCCGGCACGGGCCCCGAGGAGUACAGCACCCCGGCGAAGGACUACGCUCCGCCGCCUUCCGAGCCGGACCCCGCGCAGAGAGAGGCCGGCGAGCAGCCCGACUGGUACGUGGGCGCCCCCGUGGCCUACAUCCAGCAGAUCUUCGUCAAGGCCACCGUGUCCCCGUGGCCCAGCGACUUCCUGGCGGCGGACGUGUUCCGUUCGCCGCUGUCGCGCGUCUUCCAGCUGGUGGAGGAGGUCCGCAACCACGUCCUCAGAGACGGCUCCGGGAGCGAGAGCCUGGAGGAGCUGUGCCUGCAGGUGACGGACCUGCUGCCGGGGCUGAGGAAGCUGAGGGACCUGCUGCCCGAGCAUGGCUGCCUCCUCCUCUCGCCCGGGAACUUCUGGCAGAACGACCGCGGCCGCUUCCACGCCGACCCGGACGUCAUCCGCACCGUCCACCAGCACGAACCCAAGACCCUGCAGACCUCGGCCACGCUCAAAGACCUGCUGUUCGGAGUCCCCGGGAAGUACAGCCGGGUCAGCCUGUACAACCGGAAGAGGAUGGUGUCCUACGCCAUCACCCUCGUCUUCCGCCGCUACCACUCCAAGUUCCUGAGCAGCCUGCGGGCCCGGCUGAAGGUCCUCCACCCGAGCCCCAACUGCAGCCGGCUGCGGGAGGAUCGCCUGGUCCACGUGCACUUCAAAGAGGAGAUCGGCGUGGCCGAGCUCAUCCCCCUCGUCACCACCUACGUCAUCCUCUUCGCCUACAUCUACUUCUCCACGCGGAAGAUUGACAUGGUGAAGUCCAAGUGGGGCCUGGCGUUGGCCGCGGUGGUGACGGUCCUCAGCUCCCUGCUCAUGUCCGUGGGGCUGUGCACGCUCUUCGGCCUGACGCCCACCCUCAACGGCGGGGAGAUCUUCCCCUACCUGGUGGUGGUCAUCGGGCUGGAGAACGUGCUGGUCCUCACCAAGUCGGUCGUGUCCACCCCGGUGGACCUGGAGGUGAAGCUGAGGAUCGCCCAAGGCCUGAGCAACGAGAGCUGGUCCAUCAUGAAGAACAUGGCCACGGAGCUGGGCAUCAUCCUCAUCGGCUAUUUCACCCUGGUCCCGGCCAUCCAGGAGUUCUGCAUGUUUGCCGUGGUGGGCGUCGUGUCCGACUUCUUCCUCCAGAUGCUCUUCUUCACCACCGUCCUGUCCAUCGACAUCCGCCGCAUGGAGCUGGCCGACCUGAACAAGCGGCUGCCCCCGGAAGCCUGCCUGCCCGCGCCGGCCAAGCCCUCGGGGCGCGGUGCCCGGCGGUCCGAGCGCCGGCCGGCCCUGCGGCCCGCCACCCCGCACACCAUCACGCUGCAGCCCCCGGCCUUCCGCAACCUGCGCCUCCCCAAGCGGCUGCGCGUCGUCUACUUCCUGGCCCGCACCCGUCUGGCGCAGAGGCUCAUCAUGGUGGGCACGGUGAUCUGGAUCGGCAUCCUGCUGUACACGGACCCCGCCGGGCUGCGCACCUACCUGACGGCCCAGGUGACGACGGAGCAGAGCCCGCUGGGCGAGGCGGGGCUGCCCCCCAUGCCCGGGCCCGGCGGGGUGCUGCCCGCCGACCCCCAGAGCGCCCUGGCGGUGCUCCCCCCCGGCGGCCCCAGGCCCGCGGAGAACGAGACGCCCGCCCGGCCGCCCCCGGAGGGGCGGGAGGCCAGGAGGGCCCCGGAGGUGCUGACCUGGGGGCCCGAGGACCGGGACAGCUGGAGGAAACUCUCCUUCCGCCACUGGCCGACCCUCUUCGGCUACUACAACGUCACCCUGGCCAAGAGGUACAUCAGCCUGCUCCCGGUGAUCCCCGUCACCCUCUACCUGAACCCCCGGGAGGCCCUGGAGGCGCGGCACCCGCAGGAGGCCGAGCGCUACCAGCCCCUGGCGCCCGCCGGGCCCGAGCCGGGGGAGGCGGAACCCGCACCCAGGCCCCGGGGCCACGGGGACGUCACCCUCUACAAGGUGGCAGCCCUCGGCCUGGCCUCGGGCAUCGUCCUGGUGCUGCUGCUGUUCUGCCUGUACCGCGUGCUCUGCCCCAAGAACUACGGGCAGCACGGGCCGGCCCACGCCCGCCGCAAGCGGGGUGACCUGCCCUGCGACGACUACGGCUACGCCCCGCCCGAGACGGAGAUCGUCCCGCUGGUCCUGCGCGGGCACCUCAUGGACAUCGAGUGCCUGGCCAGCGACGGGAUGCUCCUGGCCAGCUGCUGCCUGGUGGGCCAGAUCCGCGUGUGGGACGCCCAGACGGGCGACUGCCUCACCCUCAUCCCCAAGCAGGGGCCGCGCCGGGACAGCGGCGGGGUCUUCGACUCCCAGGAGCCGUGGGAGCAGCCGGCGGACGGGGGCGGCCCCGAGGAGGCCCCGCCGCCGCCGCCCCCGCUCUUCGGCGACCAGCCGGACCUGAGCGGCCUCAUCGACACCGACUUCGCGGAGCGGCCGCCGGGCCCGCCGGAGCCCCCCGGGCCCGAGCCCCGCCACCGCGGCCCCCCCGGCUACGACUUCGGCAGCCUGGUGCGGCGGGCGUACGGCGAGGAGGGGCCGGCCGGACCCCCGGGCCCGGGGCCGCCCGAGGACGAGGCCGCGGCCCCCCCGGACAAGGGCUCGCCCCUCCCCGCCUGGGGCCCCGACGGCGCCGUGUGGAGCCUGGACCUGCAGGGGAACCUCAUCGUGGCCGGCCGCGGCGACGGCAAGCUGGAGGUGUGGGACGCCAUCGAGGGCACCCUGUGCUGCAGCAGCGAGGAGGCCUCCGCGGGCAUCACCGCCCUCGUCUUCCUCAACAAGCGGAUCGUAGCCGCCCGGCUCAACGGCGCCCUGGAUUUCUUCUCCCUGGAGACGGGCUCGGCCCCGAACCAGCUGCAGUUCCGAGGCACCCCGGGCCGGGGCAGCGCCCCGACGGCCCCGGCGUACGGCGGCGGCGGCGAGGUGGUGCGAUGCCGCCUGACCCACACGGUGCCCUGCGCCCACCAGAAGCCCAUCACCGCCCUGAAGGCCGCCGCCGGGCGGCUGGUGACCGGGAGCCAGGACCACACUCUGAGGGUGUACCGGCUGGAAGACUCCUGCUGCCUCUUCACCCUCCAGGGUCACUCGGGGGCCAUCACGGCCGUGUACAUCGACCAGACGAUGGUGCUGGCCAGCGGGGGCCAGGACGGGGCCAUCUGCCUGUGGGACGUGCUGACGGGCAGCCGGGUCAGCCACGUGUUCGCCCACCGCGGGGACGUCACCUCUCUCACCUGCACGGCCUCCUGCGUCAUCAGCAGCGGCCUGGACGACGUCCUCAGCGUCUGGGACCGCGGCACGGGCAUCAAGCUCUACUCCAUCCAGCAGGACCUGGGCUGCGGGGCCAGCCUGGGCGUCAUCUCCGACAGCCUGCUGGUGACCGGGGGCCAGGGCUGCGUCUCCUUCUGGGACCUCAACUACGGCGACCUGCUGCAGACGGUCUACCUGGGCAAGAGCUGCGAGGGGCAGCCCGCCCGCCAGCUGCUGGUGCUGGACAACGCCGCCAUCGUCUGCAACUUCGGCAGCGAGCUCAGCCUGGUCUACGUGCCCUCCGUGCUGGAGAAGCUGGACUGAGCGGCGCCGGGCGGAAUUAAACUCGCCUUUUCUUUUUUUU